AUGGCGGAAGCUCAGGAGCUGGCCGAUCGCACCAAGGACAACUCAAAAUGUUACAUUGACCCCACGGCCGGCAAGGACGACGAUAGUGCGGACGGCUCCCAAGCCAAGCCCUAUCAGUCGCUGUACUACGCCCUGAUCCAACACGUCGAUAAGCCUGCGCCGGCUUACCUCACGCUCACCCCGCCAAAGGAAGGGUCUAGCGAUGGCCCUACUUGGGAAGAGCCUGCGAAGAGCGCCAUGAAAAAGGCGCUGGGUCGGGUCGAUGCUUACAAGAAGAAGCUGGCCAAGGACCAAGCCUCAGCCAAAAAGGAAGAGGAGGAGCGCAAGCAGCGCCUCAAGAACCUCGAGGAUGCGAAAAAAAUUGUGCUGAAGGAGGAUUCAUCACUCCCAGCAGCUAUCCGUAUCAAAUUGAACAACAAGUCUGUAGAGCUCGGCGACGGGACCAAGAAGGGCACCCGCGUGAAGGUCUACGGCCGCAUCCACCACCUCCGCCCACAGAAGCACACCACAUUUAUCAUCCUAAAAGAUGGAUAUGGCUUACUCCAAUGUGUUUUGCCUGCUGGCGACCUUACCAAGACGUACGAUGCCCUGAUGUUUGCUCAGGAGACGGCACUCGUUCUUUACGGCGAGCUGCGCAGCGUGCCUGCUGGUCAGGAAGCGCCCGACAACCGAGAACUCCUGGUUGACUACUACAAGGUGCUUGGACAGGCGCCGAGCGACCUCGAUGCCAUUACCAACAAGGUUUCCAAGGAGCAGGAUCCGUGGGACGCGCAGAUGCUUGACAGCAGGCAUCUUGUGCUCAGGGGAGAGAACGCCUCUGCCGUUCUGAAGUUGCGCGAAGCGGUCGAGCUGGCGUUCAUCGAUAGCUACCGCGAGAUGGAGUUCCGCAAGGUGUCGCCUCCGGCCAUGGUGCAGACACAGGUCGAGGGUGGCUCGACGUUGUUCAAGUAUGACUACUACGGAGAGGAGGCCUACCUGACGCAGUCGUCGCAGCUGUAUCUCGAGACAGUCGUGCAGUCGCUGGGCAACGUAUACUGCAUAGAAAAAUCGUUCCGCGCGGAGAAGAGCCUGACUCGGCGCCACCUGUCCGAGUACACCCAUAUCGAGGGCGAAUUGGACUUUAUCGAGUUUGAGGAUUUGCUGGAGCAUAUCGAGGAGCUCAUCUCGCGAGUCGUCGACAAGGUCCUGGCAGACCCUGCUGCGGCGAGCUAUAUGAAGCUGCUGAACCCCGGCUUCCAGAAGCCGUCGCGGCCGUUCCUGCGAAUGAAGUAUGCCGACGCCAUCGAAUGGCUGAACAAGCAGGAUCCGCCCAUCCUCAACGAGGAGGGCAACCCGCACGUGUUUGGCGACGACAUUGCCGAGGCUGCAGAGCGCAGGAUGACCGACAUCAUCAACCGGCCCAUCUUCCUCACUCACUUCCCGGUCGAGAUCAAGGCGUUUUACAUGAAGAAGGAUCCGAGCGACCCAAGGGUCACCGAAUCAGUUGAUGUCCUCAUGCCCGGCGUGGGCGAGAUUGUCGGUGGCUCGAUGAGGAUGGACGACUAUGAUGAAUUGAUUGAAGCUUACAAGAAGAACGGCAUCGGCUACGAGCCGUACUACUGGUACACCGACCAGAGGAAGUAUGGCUCCUCGCCCCACGGAGGAUAUGGCUUGGGGCUGGAGAGGUUCCUGGCUUGGAUGGGCAAUCAGCAUACGGUGCGCACAUGUAGUUUGUACCCGCGCUUCAUGGGCAGGUGCAAGCCUUGA
Messenger RNA from Canariomyces notabilis, 1746 nucleotides. RefSeq names its product asparaginyl-tRNA synthetase. Gene Ontology annotation, molecular function: nucleic acid binding; ATP binding; asparagine-tRNA ligase activity. Gene Ontology annotation, cellular component: cytoplasm. Gene Ontology annotation, biological process: asparaginyl-tRNA aminoacylation. NCBI's taxonomy places the organism in Eukaryota, Fungi, Ascomycota, Sordariomycetes, Sordariales, Chaetomiaceae. The record is from RefSeq and is a predicted model, not a curated record. The transcript has 3 exons. The coding region runs from base 1 to 1746 and encodes 581 amino acids.